Clavispora lusitaniae ATCC 42720 is the source of this 987-nucleotide messenger RNA. RefSeq lists its product as uncharacterized. Gene Ontology annotation, biological process: box C/D snoRNP assembly; rRNA processing. The record is from RefSeq and is a predicted model, not a curated record. Lineage: Eukaryota; Fungi; Ascomycota; Pichiomycetes; Serinales; Metschnikowiaceae. Gene Ontology annotation, cellular component: R2TP complex; ribonucleoprotein complex; cytoplasm.
AUGGCGGCUAUAUACGAACACAAGGAGCCCAUAAAACUAGAUCCCGUGCCUGGUUUUGUGGUGAAGACCAAAAUUGUGGAUGGACUGGGCGAUCAUCUCUAUUCUACCAAAGUCUUCAUAAAUAUAUGCCAUGAUGUGCAAGUGCCCAAGCCAAGUGACGAGUUUGAGCCGGAGAAAAUAUUCCCAAAGAUCGUCAAUAACGAAUGGGAGGUGCCAAUCAUUGUUUCGCCCGAAAAAACCGCCAAGGACAAGAAAGGCGUGCCCUCUUUCGUGUAUGACUGUUGCAUCAAUAGUGAGUGUUUCCAAUGGGUGCAAUUGAAUAAGGAUUUGCGGUUAAUAGUGGUGGAAUGGUGCAUUGAAGCGAUCGAGAUGAUGUAUGCCUUGGUUUUGGAGCGCGAGUAUUCCUUGCCCAAGAUGUUGAGCAAAGGCGAACUUUCACGCACCGAAAUCUCGCCCGAAGAGUUGAAAAACGGCCUUCAGACCCGGCUACAAGAGUUGAAGCAGAAUGAACAGCUUGCAUUGGUGCAGGAGCUUGAACCGGAGAGCGAUUCGGAAACUUUGCCCAGCCUUACGGAUAUCCAGGGAACCAAAAGCCGGCCCCUAAUACAGGAGAUCAGUGACAUGUCUAUUAGUGGGUCGAGCGAGAGAGAACACAAGGAGGCUAAGGGCACGGAAAAGAAACAGACACAGAAGAGUAUGGCCAUACACAAUGGGAUCUCGGAGACAAAACCCAUCUCGUACACAUUUACUGUCUCGUCCAAAACGAGCGGCGACCACUUUUAUCUCAAAUUCACAUCGCCUGAGCUUGCACCCAUGCUUCAAGUCACUGCUGGAGAGAACACAAUCAACAUUACAAAUUCUAAUCCGGAACGGAAACUAGGAACUACAAACACAUUGCAAUUUGGCAUUCCCAAAAACGCCACACCUUAUAAGUGCUUCAUAGUGGACAAAGAAAAGUCACUUUAUGUGUUCUGUUUGCUCCAGUGA